CUCGCGAAUUACCAUUUCCUCUCCUCCGUGUGCCUGAAUGGAAGUCUAGUCUAGACGGGCCGCCACCCGCUCGUGCCCAUCACCUUACACGGCCUGACUUGGGCGCCUAGAGGCAUGAUCAUCACUGGCAGGAUGUGGGACUGCUCUGCAUCCCUCGCGGGCUCGAAUGGCCCGCUUCCCUGGGCCGUGUUUCCCACGAGUAAAGAGUUGAUCUAUACUCUACUGUUGAUCCGGGAGGCCCCUCCGUCGGAAUGUUCAUAGGCCAUCUGGGUUCUCAAGAGGGAGGCAAAGGCCUGUGCACCACUUUCCGGAAUGCAUGAUAUAUAUUAUAUAUAUAUAUAUAUAUAUGGAGUACACUGCCCUCUUUCCAACAUUGAUCCUGAGCUAAACUAUCGGCACCAACGACAAGUCCUUUUGUCUUCGGCAGGUUCUUCUUUCACUUCCUAGUCUCUGAUUCACUCCCGUGUUCUCACUCGUGUCAACAAGACAGCAGCAAGAUGUACAGCAAGCUUGCUGCCAUCAGCGCCCUCGUGGCUGCGGCCAAGGCACAGCAAGCCUGUACCUUGACGACCGAGACGAAGCCCUCUCUGGAGUGGUCCACCUGCACGUCUGCCGGGAGCUGCACCACCAACACUGGCUCUAUAGUCAUCGACGCCAACUGGCGAUGGGUCCACGAUGUCAACAGCUCCACCAACUGCUACACCGGCAACACCUGGGAUACCUCCAUCUGCGACACUGACGCGACCUGCGCUGAGGACUGCUGCCUCGAUGGUGCCGACUACUCGUCGACAUACGGUGUCUCCUCGAGCGGCGACGCGCUCACUCUGGACUUUGUUACGGACAAUAGCAAUGGCGAGAACGUGGGCUCGCGUCUGUACCUGAUGUCGUCUGACACCGAGUACGAGAUGUUCACCCUCCUGGGCAAGGAGUUCUCCUUUGAUGUGGAUGUCUCUCAGCUGCCGUGCGGUCUGAACGGUGCUCUGUACUUCGUCUCCAUGCCUGAGGAUGGCGGUACCUCUGAGUACUCUGGCAACAAGGCCGGUGCUGCUUAUGGAACUGGCUACUGCGACAGCCAGUGCCCUCGUGACCUGAAGUUCAUUGGCGGCCAGGCCAACGUUGAGGGUUGGGUUGCAUCCACCAACAAUGCUAACACCGGUCUUGGCGACCAUGGAUCUUGCUGCCCUGAGAUGGACGUCUGGGAGGCCAACUCGUACUCGACAGCCUACACUGCCCACCCUUGCGAGAGCAUCACCGAGACGAUCUGUGAUGGAGAUGCUUGCGGCGGCACCUACAGCGGCGCUGACAACCGCUACGACGGCACCUGCGACCCAGACGGCUGUGACUUCAACAGCUACCGCAACGGAGACACCACCUUCUACGGUGACGGCAAGACCGUCGACACCUCGCAGGUCUUCACCGUCGUGACCCAGUUCAUCGAGUCUGGCGGCUCGCUGUCCGAGAUCCGCCGCUACUACGUCCAGAACGGCGAGCUGAUCCCCAACUCGUACGGCACCGUGUCCGGCCUGACCGCCUACAACUCGCUCACCGAGGCGUACUGCGAGGCCGAGAUCACCGCCUUUGACAGCGAGGGCUCGUUCACCUCCAAGGGUGGCUGGUCCGGCAUAAGCGAGGCCCUGGCCGCCCCCAUGGUCCUCGUCCUGUCCCUGUGGGACGACUACUAUGCCGACAUGCUCUGGCUCGACUCCACCUACCCCGUCGGCUCGACCACCCCCGGCUCCGUCCGCGGCAGCUGCUCCACGAGCUCUGGUGUCCCCGCCAGCGUUGAGAGCUCUAACCCCAGCUCCAAGGUCAUCUACUCCAACAUCAAGUUCGGCGCCAUCAACUCGACUUACACCGUCUAAAGAAGCACGGCAGAGUCGUAGGAAGAUUAUGGUGCUCUGAAGGGUCCUCAGACAUCUUGAAGAGAGGGACCAAGCCUCUUCAUGUCUGGUUGUCCUAGUAGAUUGGCUGGGUGUUGUUGUUCGGUAGACGCUUAUGUCAUGAAAGGAAGGGAGUGAAAGACAGGAGGUGCGGUAUGGAAAGAACGGCACACAAAAAAAAAAAAGGAAAAAGGAGAAAUUCACACUUGUCCUGCCUAUUCGCCCUCAUGUUUUCAUUCUCAUCCUGUUUAUGGUAUAGGCAUAAGUCUGUUCUUGUACAUAACCUUCUACUUUUGUUCCCGGAUGGAGUGGUGGAUUUUCAUAUACUCUCGCUCUUGACGUACAUAUAUCUAUACAUACUUGCCUACCU
This is a messenger RNA of Cryphonectria parasitica EP155, 2250 nucleotides long. Its product is annotated as family 7 glycoside hydrolase. The transcript is spliced from 4 exons. Gene Ontology annotation, molecular function: hydrolase activity, hydrolyzing O-glycosyl compounds. Gene Ontology annotation, biological process: carbohydrate metabolic process. The coding region runs from base 498 to 1862 and encodes 454 amino acids. Lineage: Eukaryota; Fungi; Ascomycota; Sordariomycetes; Diaporthales; Cryphonectriaceae. The record is from RefSeq and is a predicted model, not a curated record.